Molecule: messenger RNA, 1086 nt
Organism: Pyrus x bretschneideri (Chinese white pear)
Lineage: Eukaryota; Viridiplantae; Streptophyta; Magnoliopsida; Rosales; Rosaceae
Exons: 8
Coding region: 358-678 (106 amino acids)
Biological process (GO): brassinosteroid mediated signaling pathway
Molecular function (GO): protein kinase activity
Source: RefSeq, a predicted model, not a curated record
CUGCUCAAUCAGCUCAGAGUCUUGGUUGAUGAGUGCAAGAGGACCUUCCAGCCCAUGGGUAAUGAAAAGGGAAACAGUUAUUGGGAAAAAGAAUUGCCACCAAAUUUUGACAGAAGUGGGACGGAGAAAUUUAUUCGUGCCAAAUAUGAGGGAAAACUGUGGGUUGCCAAGAAUGCAAAGCAACCGGUUCCUCUCUUAAUUCUGAUUUGUGAAGGAGCCCGUGCUUUUCCUCAAACCGUCGUUGUCUUACUUGAUGAACGGCGGCACGAUCGAAGUCCCUCACCCUCUGUUAUUGUUGGACCAUGAGGUGGUGGUGAUCAUCUCUCAGAAAGCUCGCAAUGUUCACAAUCCACCGCCAUGGAUUAUGUUGCGGGUUAUGCACUUGCUUUGGAUAUGACUGCCAGAGAAAUUCAAGCUUCUGCUAAGAUAAAAUCUACAGAGAUUAGACAGAGAAAAAGGGCAAAGGAAAGCUAUGGUGACUCUCGAAAGAUGGUUCAAGUCUCUGUUGGAGGGGAGAAUCGGACCAUUGAGUGGGCUAUACGACUAACAGUUGCUUUGAACAUUGCCAAAGCAUUAGAUCACUGCAGCAGCGAAUGCCGCCCAUUGUACCAUGACUUAAAUGUAUAUAUGGUUCUCUUUGAUAAGAGUUGGCUUCAUUUCAGUCCAGUAACUCUCUAAAUAGGUCCAAUAACUCACUAAAUAGUUCCGGGAUGAGUUCGCCGCGACCAAAAUUUAUGCCUUAGUUCGAUUCCAAACUCUCCCAAGCUGCCUUCUUUAUAGAUCAUCAAAGCGGUGCUGAAAUUCUGAGGAGGUAUAUUUAGAAUUUUGCUCAUUUUUUUUCUUCAUUUUCUUAUGAAAUUUAGGUUUUUCAGUAAUGGGUUAGGAAUUAAUUCUUAAUCAAUAAUAGGUUUUGUAGUUGAGUUGCAAAUAGUGUUGAAAGCAUUAGAUGAUCUUAGUUGCGUGAGAUUAUUCUGUUUCUAAUCCACCAAAUUCAUUUCAAAUAUAGUGGCGAUUCUUGGUUUACCUGAAUAAGCCAUACUCAGUUGAAUGUAUAUAAAAGUCAAGCUGCUUUUCUUAUUGACCUCA